Messenger RNA from Candidozyma duobushaemuli, 456 nucleotides. RefSeq lists its product as uncharacterized. The record is from RefSeq and is a predicted model, not a curated record. The transcript has a single exon. NCBI's taxonomy places the organism in Eukaryota, Fungi, Ascomycota, Pichiomycetes, Serinales, Metschnikowiaceae. Bases 1 to 456 code for a protein of 151 amino acids.
AUGAAGUUCUCUGCCAUCCUUCCCCUCGGUUUCGCUGCUCUUGCCGCCGCUGCUGACUCUUCCCGCACUGUCACCGUCGCUGUCACUGCUAACGGUGCCACUUACACUAAGACCAGAACUGAGAAGUUGACCGGUCAGGCUACCACCACCCCAACUUCCGGUACCUACACCACCACCAUUGUCAUUGAGGGCGACGACGCCACCUACACCAAGACUGCCACCGAGACCUACGGUUUGGAGUCUGUUUCCACCACACACUUGACUGUUGAGCAGGAUUCUGCUACCUACACCAAGACCCUUUCCUCGACUGUGCCAAACAGCUCUGCCAUUGCGUCUGCUUCUUCUGAGGCUUCUCUGGUUGAGUCUGAAAACAGCUCUUCCUCCUCUGACGGCGCUGCUGGUAACUUUGUCGCUGUGGGUGGUGUUGCUGCUGCUGCCGCUGCUUUGCUUUUGUAA